This is a messenger RNA of Macrosteles quadrilineatus (aster leafhopper), 3696 nucleotides long. RefSeq names its product rotatin (gene ana3). Gene Ontology annotation, biological process: ciliary basal body organization; centriole-centriole cohesion; centriole replication. Gene Ontology annotation, cellular component: centrosome; ciliary basal body; centriole. The record is from RefSeq and is a predicted model, not a curated record. NCBI's taxonomy places the organism in Eukaryota, Metazoa, Arthropoda, Insecta, Hemiptera, Cicadellidae. Bases 88 to 3696 code for a protein of 1202 amino acids. The transcript is spliced from 24 exons.
AUCUAUGGAUCUAUGCGUUCUUUCAAAAUAUUUCGUGAAGUAACGAAGUAUCCCCAUUAAUGCGUACAACGAAUUGAAGCUGAAGAUAUGAGUAAACUGGCUGUUCUUGUCAACAAACUAGGUCAUGAGUUGGAGGAAAUCCGCUUACGUUCUCUUAAUUCAAUAAUAUCCAAACUGGACAAUGGAUUGAUUUCUCACGAGGAACUCCUUGACAAAGACAACUUAUUCCAGAAUUUAACUAAGUGGUUUCAGUAUAGAAAUACACUAGCCAAAGAAGAUGUUUUAAAAUUAAUUCUGAGACUGAUUAAGUCGCAGAAAGAUGCUAGUGUCCUCCUACUGAAGGCAGAUCCUGGGCUGGCAGUGUUGAGAGGGAUCACUGACUUUGAUGUGUUGAUCCAGGACAUUAUCAAUAUUACAUCAGAACAAGUCAACUCUGCAAGGUAUAUCAAGAGCGAUGGAACCAAAGAUCCUCACCAAGCAUUUGACUCAGUUGGUUCCAAGAGCAUCCAUAGUUUGGUCUCGUGUAAACAGUCUGCCAGGAACUCAAAAACUGUUGGAUCACAGUCAACACUCAGGCCUUCACUUGCCUCCUGGGACAAGCAUGGGUCUGCGAGAGUUAAAGACUUUCCAAUAGGAAAAACUACCAACUCUGCAACAUCUGUCUGGCCUGUUAGCCAAAAGGAAUCUGCUGUGUCCAGGUCUGAUGUGUCCAGCUCAGAUCGUAUGAUAUGGAGUUUGCCGAGGGUGCCUCUGGUUGCGUCCGAUCUCCAUGUCAUCACCACAGUCCAGGACUCCCUCAGCUCUUCAUCAGUGAACCAGACUUGCCAUUUCUUUGUCUCUGUCAUGCUACAGGACUUUCCUCCUCAAGUGUUCCUUCAGAAUCCUGGAGUUGUUUAUCAACUGAUAACUCUGCUAAGAAAACCAUCUGCCACAAUCUGUGCAGCAGUUGAGUGUUUGGCCGCUCUCACACAGCUGUUACUAGACCAGCUGAUAUUCUGCUCUCAGCUUGAGUUCACUUCCAACAAGCAUCAGUCGUAUGAGAGUGAAGGAGGUAGCACACCCAGAGAUGUUGUUCAGCAAUAUCAACUUGAGGGAUCCUUGUCAGGGGGCAGUGUCUUGCAGAUGAGCAUGAAUACUGCAACAGAACCGCUGCCUAUCCCGCAGUACUGUCUGAUGGUGUUGUCUGCCGCUGCUCAACUAGUAGGAGUGACUCCCCAAGCCUCCCCUCUGACUCUGACCACUCUGCAUUUGCUGUCAGCAGUCAUUCCUGACACACACACUCUCCUCACACAUCCUCGCCUGUCCCAGCUGCUUCACACACUAUUGGACGAGCUCACCACCUUAGUCAAACGGAGUGUGACAUGUGAUACAGUUGUUGAAGUGCAUGUGAUUGCAGUGACCUUACAAAUCGUAGAUGCUUUGGUGCCAGUAGACAUGGCAUCAGCUGUUCUACCAACUGAACUCCAAGACAUUCUCUGCUUCUCAAUUAUUGACCCAAUGCUGGUAGUAAAUUAUCCUGAACUUCAUGCCACUGCUAUUAACUUUGCCAACAUACUUGAGCACAAGGGGACACAUGUAUACAGAGAGGUUUUGUCAAUCAUGGAAGCUAUGAAGGCAAGUGUUUGUUUUUCUCACGAGAUGUCUUCCCUCUCCCCUACUCAAGCCCUCCAGCUCUUCAAAGAGUCCCUUCCAGCUCUGCCGUUUCAUCGAAACAUGAAUUUGAUUGAGGAGUUCAUUAAGUAUAUGUUGGAACGGCCAGACUUGACAGACUCAGACAUAGAAGAGGCUGCUCAGGUGACUAGAGCUCUGUUGGCUCACUCAGACACAGCCAUCACUCUGGAGACAUACAGGGUGUGUCACAAGGUUGUGUCCUCAGUGCUGGGUCCACGGUCAGACUUGACAGACUCAGACAUAGAGGAGGCUGCUCAGGUGACUAGAGCUCUGUUGGCUCACUCAGACACAGCCAUCACUCUGGAGACAUACAGGGUGUGUCUAAAGGUUGUGUCAGACUUGACAGACUCAGACAUAGAGGAGGCUGCUCAGGUGACUAGAGCUCUGUUGGCUCACUCAGACACAGCCAUCACUCUGGAGACAUACAGGGUGUGUCUAAAGGUUGUGUCCUCAGUGCUGGGUCCACAGCAGGCACUGAGCAACAUAGACCCUGGCCCCAGGAUACUGUUUCUCACACACACAUCAGUACUGGUGGAGAUCACAUGCUUUGGAGUCACCAGUCUUGAUAACAGGAUUCAGCAAAAUGCAGAGGACAUCCUGACUUAUCUGUUGAAGUGUCAGCUGUUAGUGUCAGAACGUUGGUGGUGUCGUCUGCUGGAACGGAUGUCUCCAGUGUUGCCACUUCUACAAUGCCACACCAGCAAAAUGUCCGCAUUGGGACGAGCAGUUUUAAACAUGUUAGACCCGGAUAUUGCAAAUUGUUCCAUCCUUUCUAACAUUCAGGUGUUGUUGGGCAAUGCCAGGCUUUUGUUUCACAAGGACACAAUCAUCCGAGAGGAAGCAGUGGCCAGGCUACUGUGGCUCACAGGAUUGACUGAUCCUCACAACAAGAGACUUGCAGACUUGUGUGUGUUAGAUGUGGCUGUCACAGGCCACACUCCCGUCACUGGUAUGUACGAGGCCAGCAGUGUAGUGAGGGUAGUAGAGCUGCUGUCAGCUCCCAGUGUCGAGGCUAGAGUACGACAAUCAGCCAUUACACAGCUGAGUGUAAUGACAGAAGACCCGAGGCUACAUCAAGUCUUCAUAGAUAAUCGGGGAGUAGAACUCUUCAUAUCUAUUUUGCAACAAGUUAUGGGUGAAAUCAAUGAAGACACUGGUUGCUCCGCUAUCCCGAUAGUUGCCACACUGAAAAACCUGGCAAGACACAAUUCUACAAUACGGCAAAGUUUAAGUCAACACGAGCAGUUCAUACUGCAUUUAAUAAAAGGCAUGUUCCAGUUGUCUGAGUGGAGGCUACAGAGAGAUGGAGCUCAGUUGCUAGCUCUGCUGGUGUACGCAGACUAUGUACUGAGCUGCCCAGCUUCUGUUUCAUUGCCUCACCUAAUCACGCAGACUUUGCACCUACCCUGGCUCUGCCAGUCUCAUUGGGCUGUCAGCCCCCACAGCACACCCUCCCUCAGAGGUGUGGUGCUGGGGGAAAUGGGAGCGGAGAGGUUGUUGUCCACAUACUGGGCUGUCCUCACUGUGGGACUGGACCAUCUACUGGAGCUGUCUCAUGUCACUGAAAACAAUACUCCAAUGGCUCUGUCACAACGUACACUGCGACAGUUGCAGGCGUCCAACAUCCCUCAUGGCUGUAGAUGUUCUCUCUAUUCGUUUCAAAAUGCAACAACACACACUGCAGCUCUACAGGCCUUGGCAGAGCUUACCUCAUAUCUAGAGAUCAGUUGGCUCACAGAACCCUCCAAUCUCGCAUCCCUCCCAUGGAAAAACACAUUCAAGAGGUUUUUGCUGAUCCCACCUUCAGGCCAAGAUGACUUUAAUCUUCUAUUUUUGGUUCUGAAGUUUCUUCAAUUUCUUUUAGAAGUGAGCCCAGAGCAGAGUUUAUGGGUCUCCGAGGCCCUGUUGUGUCCUCCUCACACACUGUUGCAACUCAUCAUGGUAGCCAACUCACCCAGCCACGACCAGGAGAUGUGGAAAAAGAUUUGUCUUAACACUUUAGCAGUGUUGAUUGGCAAACGUUAG